This is a messenger RNA of Ramularia collo-cygni, 1722 nucleotides long. RefSeq lists its product as uncharacterized. The record is from RefSeq and is a predicted model, not a curated record. Bases 1 to 1722 code for a protein of 573 amino acids. NCBI's taxonomy places the organism in Eukaryota, Fungi, Ascomycota, Dothideomycetes, Mycosphaerellales, Mycosphaerellaceae. The transcript has 2 exons.
AUGGCUGAUCAACCGCCUCAUGAAUUGACCUCGAAGGCAUGCAUUUCUCAACCACCGACUCUGGAAAUCUCAACUACACCAGCACCCAACCCUCCAUCAUGCAGCCGCCUCGAGCGACUUCCACCAGAACUUCUGCUGCUUACGGGAAAGUUCAUCACCCGGCCGUCAGACCGCCUCGCGCUCUGCCUAACGAGCAAAGCUGUUCGCGCRUGGGCCAUCACCCGACUCUACCACACUUUGUCCUUCAACAGCGACUUGCAACCCUGGCUUCCCCACGCCCAGAAGAGCCUACUCAAAAUCGACAAUCCCGGUCUGGUCCAUGUCCGCCGGCUCGAAAUUACCAGCACAAAGGGCGUGACGGAUUGCGAUGAUGAGGCUCGGUUUCUGAGACUUUUUCUUGGAAUUCUUCCCCGCAAUUGCCUGAGGCAUAUUGAAUGCUCUACCCUAAUACUCGAAGAGAAAUGCCUUCAUCUCCUCCUUGUGCAACAACGCAAACUCGAGUCCAUCGCCCUCGGACCAUCCAUGAGCAAUUUCAUCGAGCAACUCCACACUACAACGAUGCCAUGGAUCGGCUUGACUAGCCUCCACAUACCACAAGUCAUCGGCAAGACCGACCUAAGUGCAUAUCAAGAAAUCAUCCAACAGGCACCCCAUCUAUCCGAGCUGAGCAUCGGCUGCGCAUCCUCCAUCUCCAUUUCCCACGCAGAGUCUGCACUCCGUCCUCCAACGACCGUCCUCUCUCCCAUCGAAACCGGAACCGGCCUGUUCCGUAACAAAGACGGCACCUCCAAGUCCGACAAACCGAUACGGUUGAACCUCACCAAACUCUCUUUUAUGCACACGUGCGUGAAUGUCUACCUUACCCGGCCGGAUAUAUCCCGCCUCACCUCCCUUCGUCUAUGGAAAUGUCGAGGUUCGAGAGGCGCCCUUCGCGCCCUGAUUAAAGCUGCCAAAUACGGUAAUUGCGCUUUGAAAGAAUUCACCUACACGAACGGGGAGGAUCGAGAAUUCGAACGCCAUUAUGUGGAGAAAUUCCUCAAAUCAUUCGACGGAUUAAAAAAGCUACACCUAAGCCGCGAUGCACUCGAGGAGGAGGAGGAAACGCCUUUGAAUCUCAACUGUCUAAAAUCCCACAGCUACACGCUCGAAUCCCUCUUUCUCGAAUGUAACCACGUUACCGUUACCGAAAUGGGAAUCAAAAGGGAUUUCUCCCCUGAAUUCUUGACUUUCUUGACCCCUAAUUUACGGCAUCUCGCCAUUUCUAUGCCUGAUAUUCUGAUUGGACCCUACCGAGCCGAAAACUCAUACCUCCAUAUCUUCAAAUCUCUUAUAGAAGACCUCCCUGACCUGAAAGUCCUUCGGAUUCUGAAUUUUCCUCGCUACAAUGCAGUUCUUGUGCAAAACGAUGACGAUGACGAGGAUAUCAAUACUGUGAAUGUGAAGAUUUUCAAAGAGGAUCUCGAUGAAUUCGUGCAGGAGAUUCUGGCUCCGCAUCUUCGAGGGGGGAUGGUGUUGUGUUUUGGUGGAGGGGAUGAAUUGGAGAUUUCGGAUGAUGGGGAAGUGGAAGUUGCGCUUGAACCUGCGUAUUAUGUGGCGGAGGAGCGGGUGGAUGGGUUUGGGAAUUUGCGUGUUUUGGCUGGGAAGGUUUUGUUGAGGGAGGCGGUGUUUGUUGAGCCGGAAGUUGAGGUUGGGGAUUUGGGGAGUUUGAGGUCGAUGCUAUGA